CUUACACUGAGGAACUGUUGACAUUCCUCUGUGACACAGAGCAGUGUGCUCAGGCACACACACACACGCACACACAGGAGCAGAGUGCUGUGAUAUGCACACAAUGGAGCAGCACGAGAAACUAAUGAAAUGGUACCCUCCGAGGAGAUUCGGGGGGUCCAAAUUUGUACUGGGUUUAGUCUUCAUUACUGCAUUUGUGAUCUUUGCAUUCAUAAUGUUAGAAAAAUAUGAUAAACCGCUGACUGAAAUAACCACUUUUUCCAACACCACUUCUCCCAAUGACACAGACACACCCAGACACACUAGGAACACUAGUGAGGAGCAUGGGAGGGGAAAGCGAGUGACGCGUUCCACAGUUUCUGCGUCUAGGAGUAGAUGGCGUUCAGAGUACAACAGGUAUCACAGAGCAAAUGUUACUAUCAUGGUCAACACUACAUCCACUCUUAUGCUUCAGACCUGUGACUAUGUGUGGUGCGGGGAGAAAGGAGCAUCAAUAGGAGAGAGAGAGGUAUAUGUAUGUUACAUUGCAGUGAUAAUGGAUUUAGGAUACUACAGAGAAGGAGGACCCAUAUGUUCCUCAUGGAAGCAGGCUGUUUGGGUUACGGGUGAUGUAGGUUGGUGCUAUGAAGUUCCUAACGACCACACAAACCUAACCAAUAGAUUGUCAAUAAAGAAAGUAAACUAUUCCUCAACAGGCAUCUUGUUAACAUUGACCAAUGCUCAGUAUUCCGACCAAGGUUACUUCGUUGUGUGUAUUAUAACCUUAGGGAGGCUUCCCUGCGGAUUUUUCUACCUUGAAGUAAUCUCACCUCACAUAUUUGACACAGAAUCACCACAUUUGACGCAGACUUUUGAAAGUUUAUCUAACAGAUGGGGAUCUUCUGAUGCAUGGCUUGGCCUAGUUAAGAAGUACACACGUGAUGUAGGGUAUAAUGACUCUUGUUAUGUUUGCUCACUAUUUCCCCACUCUCAGAAGCAGGCUACCCCAGUAAAACCACACACAUUGAAUCUCACAGAAGUUGUCUGUGCUCUGACAGCACUCAAGGAUGUUAGAGAGGAGGGGGGGUCAGUUCUAUUCGGCUUCUAUUCAAACUUCACCUUGUGGAGGUUUUGCGAAUCGCACUGUGCAUGCUCCGAAUGGUACUAUCUUCACAACUAAAAAUGGAAAAGCAUCUGAUAGUAUAGGACAGUUUCACCAUAGCCUUAUGAAGAAUUUGACGCAUGCCUUAUGCAUUGAACAACCUCGUCGCAUGGGUUCUCAGUAUUUGGGGGUAACCUCGGGUUGUCAGCAGACUUUGAAUUGUACGUGCGCAACAGGGAAAUUAAACAUUAGUGCAUGCUUACACUCCACACCGGGGUAUCUUAGUGCUUCAGUACUGAUAUCAUCUUUGACUCACACCAUGCGUUGGCCUGAUGAUUCUGGCGCAGGGUCUCUAGUGGAUUAUGUUUGGCUUUGUGGAGAUCAUUGGUAUCAGAUUUUGACUCCACGAUGGGCAGGAAGAUGUAGUAUGAUAUAUUUGACACCUGCCAUUACAGUUAUGACUUCCCUUGUGCAUACAACUCACCACUAUCCCAUGUACGUGCCCACAUCUGAUGUUUCUACUAGAGAAAAGCGAGAGGUUACCAGCCCAGGAACUAAAUUUGCAGCAGGAUUCUUUCCUUGGUAUGGGACAGUGAAAAAUGCACAUAAUAUUGAUCAGGUUCAGGAAAGUCUUGAGAAUUUGACUGCCAUGAUGAUUUUAGGGUUUGGAGAAUUUCCUCCUGUUAUGCGAGCUAUGAGAAACAUGCUAAUGCAGCAUCAGAUGGGAUUGGACCUAUGCUAGCAGCACAGGGGGGAUUAUGUCACAUCAUAGGCACACACUGCUGCACAUUCAUCCCAGACAUUUCAGGAAACAUCACUGACACCAUUCACCACUUGAACCUACUUUUGAGUAAUCUCAAAGCACAGGACGUCCCAGAACACUAUGCACUGGUGGGCCUGGGGUUUUCAAAGGAAAGCUUGGUUAGCUAGAUUUGUUGCACCACUAAUAACUUUGAUGUUUGGUUUCCUGAUCUGUGUAUGCUGCAUAAUCCCACUUGUCAAGAAAAUGAUUUCCUCCAUCUUCAUGGUGAACAUGAUACAGUAUCCGGCACUUCAGAACACUGAGUCCUCUGACUUGUUUCGUAUGUCCAGAUAUGGUGAUGAGGUCCUGGACAUUGUUUCUGAUAUUGGUAAGACUGAUUAAAAUUUUGUUUUAAUGAUUUUUACUUAGACGUGAAA
Molecule: messenger RNA, 2260 nt
Organism: Perca flavescens (yellow perch)
Lineage: Eukaryota; Metazoa; Chordata; Actinopteri; Perciformes; Percidae
Exons: 2
Coding region: 95-1159 (354 amino acids)
Source: RefSeq, a predicted model, not a curated record